Molecule: messenger RNA, 5044 nt
Organism: Dendrobium catenatum
Lineage: Eukaryota; Viridiplantae; Streptophyta; Magnoliopsida; Asparagales; Orchidaceae
Exons: 11
Coding region: 403-4800 (1465 amino acids)
Molecular function (GO): zinc ion binding
Source: RefSeq, a predicted model, not a curated record
CAUACGACUCUAACCUCUCCGUUUUUUUACUACACACAGCCCGCUCAAUCAAGCAAGAAGUCCUGAUAUUACUUCUCUCCUCCAGGUGAAAGGAAGACGAUCGGAGACAUCUGGAGUCCAGUGGAUCCGCCGCUGGAAUACGUAAUCGGGGAAGAUCGGGUUUUCCGCUUCCGAUUGGCCCAGGAGAGAAAUUUGGGGAUAUUUGCGUGUUUUUAAGGCUCUGGUUGAGUGAAUGCUCUCCAUGGUGGAGCACGAAUGAGGAUGGGAAGAAGUUAGGUUUAGUUAUGGAUGGAAGCGGAAGAGGAGGGAGAAGGAUAGGUAAUAUGGUGAAGAACGAACUAGCGGAAGGGAAGAAAAUCUUUGGAGGUGGUGAUAUCGACCCCGACGCUUUCUCUUACAUCGAUGAAAAGAUACAGCAUGUCCUGGGGCACUUUCAGAAAGAGUUUGAAGGUGGUGUGUCAGCCGAGAGCUUGGGUAAGAUACAUUUUAGGAGCAAAGUUUGGGGGAUAUGGCUCAUUUCUUCCAGCAUACCAGCGCUCUCCUUCGAUUAUGUCACAACCAAAAAGCCUAGUGAAGAUGCCGAACCACAAUGUGUCAAGAUCUCCAUGCAACUUAAGCCCAGCGAAGUUGCCGAACCACAAUGUGUCAAGGUCUCCAUGCAACUUGCAACCCGAGGAUGGAAAUCAUUACCCAUCUGUUCUAGCAACAACACCCAUCGCAAGGGCCAACAUUGCAUCUGGAGGACAACUAAGUGAGAAGUCAGGCAAAAGGAAGACAAGCAUUAGCUCAGACAGGACUGAGGCUAUUUCACAGUCCCCUUGUAAGCCAGUCAAUAUCAGUAACCAGAAGAUGCUGAAAGUUCAUAUUAAGGUUGGGCCUGCGAAUGUUUUGCCCAGAAAUAAGCCUGACAUUUACAGUGAUUUAGGCCUUGAUGUUUCUCCAUCUCCAUCUCCACCUCUGGGGGAUAGUCCAAAUGGAGAUGAUCCUGAAUCUCCAGAUGCAUUCCUGGAAUCUCCCAAUACCAUUCUUCAGAUCAUGACAUGCUUUCCAGUUCCGGGAGGUUAUAUUCUUUCACCACUUCCAGAUAGCCUGCAACAUUCAAAUGAAAAAGAGGACAUUUUCCUUAAAGAUUUUAAAACAGGUCUGUUCAAAGGGCAAACCGAAGCUUGUGCUUCUUCAUCUGACACAUCUCUAAGCUUUAAAUUCGUCAAUGGUUCCGCUUGCAAGAAGAUUAAAUCAAGAGACAAGAGUCGGAUGUUAAAGGAAGCAGACAGAUUGACUUGUAAGGGUGAUAUGACAUUUUUUAAGAAGGAAACUGAAGUCGAAGCUCCAGUAGACCAAACUGUUAAUGCCCCUGAUAUGUCACACUCAUCCCGUGCUAGGUGUGGAGAUGCAAGAGAAGAGAGGCAGUUAAAUGGUAGUUCAGAAAAAGAAAUCUGCAAUACGGAUGGUAAUUUCAAGGAUACAAAUAAGGUAUCACUUAAGGAAGAAAUUCCCAUAUCUAAUUUAAGAACGGAUAACCUGGUAGGUUUUGUGGAGGGCAUAAGAAAUGAUUUUACAGGUAAUUCAGUGAAGAAAGAUAUCCAUUCCAAUGGAGAAAUGAAUUCGAUAUCUGGUUUGACAGUUAAAUCAUUUGAAGAAAGAAUUGGAAAUAAUCAAGACACUUCAUGCGAACCAGCAGAAAGGGGGAGUCAAGCCUUAAAUAGUUAUAACGCAACCAAGGCUGAUUCUAGAAGGUAUAAUAAUGGGUCGAAGAAUCAUACUACUGAGCAUGAGGGACCUACUAAUCACGAUCCUUCACAGAAAGCUGGUUCAUGUGAAAAAGAACUCUUGAUGACAAUUCAAGAGAUAGACAAAGCAUAUGGAGGAAGAGUACCAAAGGGAAGCCCUACUUAUGACAGACCAUGUGCAGAACCAUCCAAGGAAAAUCUGAGAACUUCAUCAUCUGUGGCACCUAAUAUAAAAAAUGAAAUAUCUCAUGAAAGUAAAUUGAAAGAACACAAAUUACACAUGAAAGUGAAGAAGGGCAAGGCUGUAGAAUCCCAUAAAGGUUCUUCUAGAUUUAUUGAGAAGUCAAAGGUGAAGCUUGGACUUUGCAAGGCUGAUAAUCUCCAAAUUGCUAAUUCAGCCACUGAUGCGCUGGUUGUUGCUCCUCUUUCAUACCAUGCCCCACCUUCAGAUGCACCUGCUGCAAUUUCUACUUCAGUUAUAAAGGACAACUGGGUAAUUUGUGACUUUUGCCAAACAUGGCGCCUUUUACCUUAUGAAACAAAUCCUGACAACCUUCCGCAAAAAUGGCAAUGUAGCAUGCAAGUUUGGCUGCCUGGAUUGAACAAAUGCUACAUUAGUGAAGAUGAAACAACCAAAGCUUUCCAUCAACUUUAUCAGGUUUUUGCUCCAGUGAAUGGUACUGAUUUGACUGCUCAGCCUGAUGCUGCUGUGCCAGAUACAACUUCAGGUGGCAUUUUAAAUCAUAAUGGAAGACUGGAGAAUAAUGCCUGCAGUGUUCCUAACGGUAUCAAGAAAAAACAUGGAGUGAUGGAUGUAUCAAACUUGUCAAGUUCUGGGAAGAGCUUACAGGCAUCUUCCGAAAAUAGAAGCUUAAAUGAUGUGAGACGCUAUUCUCUGGAGACGGACUCAUCCAUUAAACAUAGAAUACGACAGACAAACAGAUCCGCUGAACUCAUCAAAGAAAAGCACAAUUAUAAAGUUGAAGAGAAGCCCUCUAAAAUCCCAGCGUCCUGUCCAAAUGAAGGUGAUUUAUUAGGAAAAGGUGGGAAAAACUCAAGGUCGAAGAGCAGGAGACAGGUUGAUUUAGAUGGUCAUAGAUCAUGUAAGAAAAUUAAGAGGGAUAGCCUACACUAUUCUGAAAAACAUUUUCAUAAUGAAGAUGAAAUAGUGGCCAAGAUGACCAUCAGUGGGGACUCUGAUUUUCCGCCUAGAGCUUCUAGAAAGGUUUUGCAAAGCUCCAGUGAUCAUUCGUCUAUGGAUUUAAAGUCUAAAGCUGAACCUUCAAAAAAUCCGAAGGAGUCCGUUGGAGCUUUUUCCAAUGGCGAGCACAAAGAACAUGUUAGUACUUCAGAUACAGAAAAACUAAGUAGAUAUGAUUCUAAAGAUAAGAAGAGGGGAGUAAAGGAGUUGCAAGGUAGCGGUACUCACCGUAAGAAUUCAAUGAUCCAUCAACAGCUUGUGGAAAAUAGGUGUAUAAUCAAAGAUGGCUCCAAUGAAGGUGAACUGAGAAGGCAAAAAAAACCUAAGGUAGCAAAGUCUGAGGGACAAGAUUCCAGUGCUGUUAUUGUAGAUCGGAAGAUGGACAAAAAAGGCUGCUUGACAAGAAUCAAAUUCAGCAGUGGCAAGAAGAAUCAACCUGACAAAGUUGAUGAGGAACGAAUACAUGCUUCUGAAUUUAUGGAUGCCAUGAAAAGGGAUGUGAGCAAGGUGCGGCUUGCGAUAGCAGCUACUUCAAGUUCUUCCAAGGCAUCAGGAUCUCAGAGAAGUAAAGUAAAUUUACAAGAAGCAAGAGAAUCACCAGUAGAAUCUGUUUCAUCAUCACCAAUAAGAAUGCCAAACACUCAGAACAACUUUACAAAAGUAAUCGUCUCAACAAAGCAUGAUAUCUUAAGUAAAGCUCCUUCUGUGAAGGAUAAUUUCGAAAACGAUUCUAAGCAGCACAAAGUUCAUGAUUUGAGAGUUGCUGCCACAGGAGAAAGUUGUACUAAGUCCAUUUCACAAGAAGAUCUUCUUCAGGCAUCUUCGAACCAGAAACUAGAGCACUCGAGUCAAAUAAUUGUGGAUAGAUCAGAAAGAAGUUCAGGAAAAGUGAUUCAAACAUCCCAUACCGCUAAAGUUAAACAGAAUGGUUGGGGCUCCCAAACAGUUCCCACGUCUAUGAAAGAAAGAAAUUCAGAGCAAUACCAUGUUGGUGCUGUAAAUGGUGAGGCAUCAAAGUCUGCUAAAAAAUUAAGAAAGUCUGAUGGCCUAGAUGAAGUGCAUUCCAACAAUUUUCCUCAGCCACCCCUUGCUCUGCCGGAGUCUAGUCUAAUGAAAAAGGAUGCGCAUAAUUCUGUUAAUGCAUUUAUACAAGAAGCUAGAGAUUUGAAGCAUACUGCUAGCCGCUUAAAGAAUGACGGCUUGGAACAUGAAAGCAGUGGCAUAUUUUUUGAGGCUUCCUUAAAGUUUCUUCAUGUCGCUUCUCUCAUGGAGCCUCCAAAUGCUGAGUUUGUUCGACAAGGGGAUUUGUUUCCAUCAGUGAAAAUGUUGAACAUGUAUGUUCAAACUGCCAAGUUAUGCGAGUUUUGUGCACAUGAGUAUGAAAAUUUGAAAGAAAUGGCUGCCGCUGCUUUAGCAUACAAGUGUGCGGAAGUGGCAUAUAUGAAGGUUGCUUACUUCAAGCAUCCCAGUGCUAGCAAAGAUAGGCAUGAGCUUCAAGCUGCGUUAGAUGCGGCACUGCCAGGGGAGUCACCUUCGCCAUCUGCUUCUCAUGUUGAUAUUCUAAAUAAUCAAGGUAAUUUUGAAAAGGUUGCUUCAGCUAGGACUACAGGCUCUCCUCAGCUUGCUGCCAAUUUUGUUACUCAGAAUCGUCCCCAUCUUAAGCGGUUGCUCACUUAUACAAAUUACCUAAAUUUCGCUUUUGAAGCCGCAAACAAAUCGCGGAAUGCUAUUGCGGCUGCUAGUAUUGACUUAGACAACGACAGGGUUGGAAGUGUGUGCUCAGUCAGAGAAGUUCUUGAUUUUAACUUCAACAACGUGGAAAAACUCCUGCAACUUGUACGGGGAUCACUGAAGUCUAUCAGCCGUUAAACAUGUAAAGUGCUCUAAAUACGAAUGUCGUUUCUGUGAAUAGAUACCGAUUAGUCUUAUGUUCCAUUCCAUCAAAUGACUUGAAGAAGGAAUGGUAAGAGUUGAUUUUCCUUAUGUUUUGAUGGUUAAGUUCCUUGUACAGAUUUAAUGAGGUUUACAACUUGAAUCGGCUUGUAACUUGUAAAUAGAUUUUCUUCAUUUAAGGAUUUUUUUAUUAAUAAGAUAGCUUAAAUUUUUUUAUCCA